ACCCCUCAGUACUGCGUUCUUCUUUCUUCUCUGCAAGAAACCCUAAUCGAUCGAUCCCCAUCUCUCUCCCUCGUUCUCGCUUUUCUCAGUCAUGGAUACUCGCCUGCAACUCACCGUUCUCCUCCUCUCGGUGCUCGCUUCGUUCUCAUUCUCCAGAACGAGCUUCGCUGCAGGGGAAGAAACUCCGUCGCUGCCGUUAUCAUCACCACCUUCGUCACCUUUACUGUCUCAAGAAAUUCAAGAAUCUUUCACGCUGACGACCUUGCUCGAGCCGAUCUUGGCGAACCUGGGGUUCCACGAGCUGGCCAUGGCAGUUCCUUCUCUGUCCGACUCUGCUUUCACGACCUGGAACGGACCGUCGACGCUAUUCGCUCCGACGGACGCGUCGAUCCGAAGUUGUGGAUCAUGCUCCGUUCCUCGUCUCCUUCGCGAGCAUAUCGUGCCAGGGAUUUUCUCUCUCGACUACAUGCGCAAGCUAGCUUUCGGAACCAAGAUCGAGACCAUGAGCUCCGGUCGCUGCAUCACGGUGACCUCCGCCGAUAACAAUUCAAAGAUCUUCGUCGGAGGCGUAGAGAUUACACAGCCGGAUAUCUUCAACAAUGGUAUAAUCGUUGUUCACGGCCUUAAUGGCUUCGUUGCUCCCCUCUCGCCUUUCUCCUGCAACGUCGAGAGGAUGACCUCACUGUCGUUUCCACCCCAGCCUUCUGCGCCCGAACGAACUCAAUAUUUCACACAGUCUCCUGUGAUGCGCCUUAUGUUAAGGGACGCCAUGCUCCGCCUGCGCAACAAUGGCUUCAGCGUCCUCUCUCUUGCUAUGAGAGUGAAAUACGCCGAGCUCGUAAACCUCCAGAACAUGACGAUCUUCACUCUGGACGACAUGUCUAUCUUCUCUGGUGGUCACGCGUACGUCAGCAAUGUGAGGUUCCACAUCGUCCCCAAUCGAUACUUGAUGAACGUCGACCUUUCUAAGCUUCCGGCAGGAACGCUGUUGCCUUCGCUGGAGCACGGUCAGAAUUUGGUGGUUACAACUGCCGGAGGAGGACCAUCUCCAAUGAGGAUCAACUACGUUCGGAUCAAGAUCCCCGACGUGAUGCACAACCUCAAAAUCGUUGUCCACAGCGUGUACUUGCCAUUCCCACAUCUUCAUCCGACUGCAGCAUUCAAUGGUAUCGGAGGAGCAUGGGACUCGACAGCAGUGAUUGGCGACGGUGGGAUGUUUCCAGCAAGAAACGUUGGUGAAAGUGUGAGAACAUCUGGUUCUUGCGACGCUUUGGAGAAGGACGGUAGCUGUGCAGUUCCUCCCGUGCCGGAAAUCAAAGCGACAAUGGAAAUUGAUGAUCAUCAUAGUCUGUGAAGCUUGAUCUUCUUCCCUCUAUUGCUGUUAAGGUGUUCCAUCACAGAAGUGGUCUGUAGUGUCUACCGGCGGCAUAGUGCACCUGUCUAGUAAUAUUCUUUGGUAGUAGCAAUAUAGAUAUGUUUCUUUGUUUUCUGCUACAAUUCUAUGGUUCAGUUGGCAACUUUGAUGCAUGAGAGGCUACUACUACGCUUAUUUUACUCUGUUGAUUCUAUUGUUGAUGAGUGAAAAACUGAAAAUCCA
Molecule: messenger RNA, 1597 nt
Organism: Nelumbo nucifera (sacred lotus)
Lineage: Eukaryota; Viridiplantae; Streptophyta; Magnoliopsida; Proteales; Nelumbonaceae
Product: fasciclin-like arabinogalactan protein 21
Source: RefSeq, a predicted model, not a curated record